AUGGCCGAUUAGCGUUAGGUUAUUGAUCAAUUCAACACACAAGCAAAUGAAGUUAUUUAAGGAGAAAGAUAAAGAGGAGAUGAGAAUACUGGUGAGCCUAUUUCAUUAGUAGGUCAUUUAGAUUCAUUGAAGAUGGGUGAAUAUGCUGUCAGAUAAAAUCCUAAAAAGAUUUUAGAUAUGAUGAAAAAGAAUGAAGACUCAAAGCUCAAAAAAAAGAAAGCAGACAAUUUAGUUUAACCUAAAAAGAAAACUAAAAUAAAAAUUGAAAAGAAAGAUAUUUUGAAUGCUGAAAUUGACCCUUCAAUUUUAUAUAAGCCUAAAACUAACGAAAACAGGAUAUUGUACGAGAGUAUCUUAAGCAAAGUUAACAAAAUUUUAACAGAUUAGCCAAGAGAUGUUCUCAUAAGUGUAACAGAUAAUAUUCUUGCUACCUUGAAAAAUGAUAAUUAGAGAGAUAAGGAGAAAAAAAAAGAAAUUGAUUAGCUUAUCUAGACUGAAAUUCCUUAAGAAAUAUUUGAUUCCUUAUUAACUACUGCAAUGCAAAUCAAUGAUUACAAUUAAUCUUAUGAAUAAAAUGAAUAAAAGUAUGGCAAUGAUGAAGAUCAAGAUAUGGGUAUUGAUGAAGAAGAUGAUGAAGAUGAUAAUGAUGAUGAUUAAAUCUAAGCUUAAGUUUAAGAUUAGCAAGAUAUUGAUGAAGAAAGUGACUAAGAAGAUGAAGAUUAGGAAUAAAAUUAAUAGAUUAAAGCUCUUAAUGGAGACAACUUUAGCAAUCAAAAUGAAAAGAAUGAUCCUAACAAUAUUGAUGUUAGAGCUAUUGAUGCAUAUUGGCUUUAAACCAAAUUAAAUGAUAUUUAUAACGACCCCAUGUAAGCUUAGAAAAAAGAUAAAGAAAUAUUGUCUGUGCUUAAUGAACAAAAUAAUAUUAUUUGUCAAAGUCAAUUAAUUAAGAUAUUAGGUUAUGAUUAGUUUGAUUUAAUUUCUUUGCUUGAAAAAAAUAGACACAAAAUUUACUUUUGCACUUUGCUUUAGAGAGCUGAAAAGUAAUAGGAAAAAGAUUAAAUCAUUGAGUAAAUGAGAUCAACAGAAGCAGGAGAAAGAGUAUGGGAAUAAUUACAAAAUAUUGAUAAAAAAUAUAAAUCAGAUCAUUUAAAUAAAUUUGACUCUAAGAGCAAGAUGGCUAAUCUUAAGGGUAAAGAAAUGGAUAUUGAAGAGCUUAUUACUGCAAACAAGAUUACAGAUGAAGAAUUCAAUAAAAUCAGUAAGAAAAUACUUGACUUAGAAAGUUUAGUUUUCUAAGAAGGUUCUCACUUCAUGAGCACUUAGCAAUUCACUGCUCCAGAAAGAGCCACUAAUUGUUCUUAUAAAGGAUACGAAGAGACAAUUAUAAAUGCAACUUAAAUCAAAAUAAACGCAGAAUUAAAAUAAGUUACAGCAUUACCUGAAUGGGCCCAAAAGCCUUUCGUAGAUAAAGAAGUUAAUAUAAAAGAAUUCAAUCCAAUUUAAUCAGCCGUGUUUGAUUGUGCUUUUAACAGAACUGAAAAUAUGCUGGUUUGUGCACCUACUGGAGCUGGUAAAACAAAUAUUGCCUUGCUUGCGAUUCUUAACGUCAUAGGCAAAUAUAUUGACCGUAGAGGAGUUGUGAAUUUAAACAAAUUUAAAAUUGUUUAUUUGGCACCAAUGAAAGCCUUGGUUGGUGAAAUGGUUUUAACAUUCACAUAGAGACUUAAAUAUUACGGCAUUACUGUAAGAGAACUUACAGGUGAUAGUUAAUUGUCUAAAGAACAAAUCGAUUCAACUUAAUUGAUUAUCGCUACACCUGAAAAAUGGGAUAUUAUCACUAGAAAGGCAGGAGACAGAACUUAUACAGAGCUUGUUAGACUUUUGAUUAUUGAUGAAAUUCAUUUAUUGCAUGAUUAAAGAGGUCCAGUCCUUGAAGCUUUAGUUGCAAGAACUAUAAGAAUGACUGAAUAGACCUAGGAAAAUGUUAGAAUAGUUGGUUUAUCUGCAACUCUUCCAAAUUUUGCUGAUGUUUAGAAUUUCUUGAGAGUAAAGCCUUUGAAUAAAAAAGAAAAUACUGGUGGUAUGUUCUUUUUUGAUCAUACCUAUCGUCCUGUCCCUCUUUAACAAUCAUUUAUUGGUAUUUCUGAAAAGAAGGCAGCUAAAAGAAUGCUUUUAACAAAUGAAAUCUUGUACUAGAAAGUUGAGUAAAGAGCUUCUAAGGAUCAACCUUUAUUCAUUUUUGUUCACUCAAGAAGGGAUACUGUUAAAACUGCAAAUUUUUUACGUCAAUAGGCUUACCAAAUGAACGAAUUAAAUAAAUUUGUAGAAGAAGGGUCAAAUGCAGAAGAAAUUUUAAAGAAAGCUGCUGAAAAUAUCUAAAAUAAAGAUUUGAAGGAAAUGAUUGUCUAGGGAUUUGCAGUCCAUCAUGCUGGUUUAAGUAGAGAUGAUAGGGAUAUUGUAGAAAAUUUAUUCUUCUAAAAUCGUUAUUAAAAGACAAUUAAAGUUUUAGUUUGCACAGCCACUUUAGCUUGGGGUGUUAAUAUGCCUGCUUCUUGUGUUAUCAUAAAAGGUACUUAAGUUUAUUCUCCUGAACUUGGUAAAUGGACUGAAUUGAGCCCUCAAGAUAUGAUCUAGAUGGUUGGUAGAGCUGGUAGACCUGGCUUUGAUCUAAGGGGAGAAAGUAUUGUUAUUACCUCUUUUUAGGAAAAAAAUUACUAUUUGAGUUUACUUAAUCAAUAACUACCUAUUGAAUCCUAAUUCAUUAGUUAACUCCCUGAUUAAUUGAACGCUGAAAUUGUAUUAGGAACAGUGUCUAACAUUAAAGAAGCUGUUGAUUGGCUUGGUUAUACAUAUUUAUAUAUUAGAAUGUUGAGAAGCCCUAAGGUUUAUCAUAUUUCAGAUGAAGAAUAUGAAAAUGAUAGACUCCUAGUAAAGCAUAGAGCUAAUUUGAUUCAUUCAGCAGCUACUUUACUGGAUAAAUAUGGACUUAUAAAAUACGAUAAGAAAACCGGUAUUUUCUAAUCGACUUCAUUAGGUAAGAUUUCAUCUCACUAUUAUAUCAAAUACCCUUCGAUGGAAAUCUAUAAUAAGCACUUAAAGCAAAAUAUGGGUGUUAUUGAGUUACUUAAGGUUUUCUCUCUUUCUAAUGAAUUUAAAUACAUUCCUAUUAGAGAAGAAGAAAAAGCUGAACUCUCUCGUCUCAUGGAAAGUGUACCUAUACCUGUUAAGGGUUCUAUAGAAGAACCUUCUUCUAAAAUAAAUGUUCUUUUAUAGGCUUACAUUGGUAAAUUACCUAUGGAAGGAUAUGCAUUGAAUGCUGAUAUGAUUUUUGUUACAUAAAGUGCUGGACGUAUUAUGAGAGCUAUAUUUGAGAUUUCAUUAAAGAGAGGAUGGGCUUAUGUUGCUGAAAAUGCAUUAAAUCUUUGUAAAAUGAUUGAUAAGUAAAUGUGGAGCUGCAUGACACCUAUCAGAUAGUUUAGAUAAUCAAGCAAUAAGAAAUUCGGUAAAAUUGGUGAAUCUAUUUUCAGAAAAAUAGAAAAAAUAGAAUAAAUGACAUUUAAUCGUCUAAAAGCCAUGAAUGAAUAAUAAUUAAUGGAACUUUUGAAAACAGGUGAUACUAAAAAUAAUAAGCUUGGUGCCAUUCUUAAAAAUAGAAUUCGUAUGAUGCCAGAACUUAAAAUAACUGUAGAUAAGAUUCCUAUCACAAGAAGUUGUUUACAAGUUACUAUUACUAUCGAUAAAGGAGAUUUCUAGUGGGAAGACUCUUUCCAUGGUGAUUCAGAGCCAUUUUGGAUAUUGGUAACUGACUGUGAUGAAGAGGAAUUACUUUACCAUGAAUAUUUCACUGCAAAGAAGCACAAAUUAUGUGCAAAAAGAUCCGAAGACGAACAAAGUCCCUACGUUUUCUAAUUUAUUGUAAGUCUAUUUGAAAACUUGCAUCCUGUAUACUAUAUCAAAGUUAUUUCUGACAGAUGGAUUUAGUGUGAGACUAUUGAACCUCUUUUCUUUAAAGAUUUAAUCCUCCCUGAGUAAUUCAGUGCUCCUACUAAAUUGUUAGAAUUCUAGUUAGUACCCACAUCAGAAUUAAGAUUCCCUGAAGGAGAGGCUGUUCUAAAAGAAUUAGGAAUUACUACCUUCAACAAAAUAUAAACAUAAGUUUUGAAUCAAUUUUACAGUCAAUCUGAAAAUAUAUUCCUUGGAGCUCCUACUGGCUCAGGAAAAACAGCUUGCAUUAUUGUUGCUAUGCUAAGAAUUUUUAAAACAUACUAUGAAAAUAAAAAAGUAAUUUAUGUGGCACCUUUUGAAUCUAUUUGCCAAAAUAUGUACAAACUAUUUUCUAAGGCUUUUAAGCAUCUUGGCAAAAAGGUUGCCAUAUUGACUGGUUAAACUAAAACAGACAACCAAAUUUUUACCAAGUAUGAUAUUAUUAUAUCUACACCUGAAAACUGGGAUAUAAACACUAGAAAAUGGAAAAAAACACAAUAAAUCAUUAACAAAAAUAUAAAACUUUUCAUUGCUGACGAACUCCAUAUGCUUAAUGAAUGUAAUUCAACUUAUGAAGUUAUUGUUUCUCGUAUGAGAUAGUUCUCUUCAUUGCUUUCUUCUAAAUCAGAAGGCAAAUAAGAAGGCAAGAAAGAAGUUAAUCAUAAUUUUCAAAUUAUUGGUUUGGCUACUUCUGUAGCUGACUAUAAAGAAAUGGCAUCAUGGAUUGGUGCUAAUCCUAGCAAUACCUUUAAUUUCAGUCCUGAUGUUAGACCUUACCCUGUAGAUUUACAUAUUACUGGUUUUGAAUAGCAUCACAGAAAGGCUCGUUUAAUUUCUAUGCAAAAGCACAUGUAUUAAGGUCUCAAAUUAUUCUUAAAAUCACCUCAAUAGUAAGGCAUAAUUUUUGUUUCUGAUAGAAAGUAAGCUAAAAUCACUGCUAUUGAUUUGUAAACUUUAGCCGCAGGUGACAAUAAUCCUUAGAAAUUCUUGAAGGUUCCAUAUGAUAGUAUUUAAGAAAUAGUCGAGUCAUUAAGAGAUCUCUCUUUGAGAUAAUCAUUAAAAUAUGGUGUCGGAUUUAUCUAUGAAGGUAUGAGUGAAUAGGAAAGAGAAGUUGUUGAGUCACUAUACUAAUCUGGAGCUAUUUAAGUUCUAAUCUCAACAUACAAAUUAUGCUGGGAGCUCAAUCUUCACUCUUAAGUUGUUAUCAUCCUUGACAAUCAAAGAUAUGAUGGUCGUGAAAAGAGAUAUAUUGAUUAUACCAUUCCUGAUAUGCUUUAAAUGAUAGCUUAUGCUAAGAGUAAAAACGCAAGUGCACAAAACGCUUAAGCAGCUAAGUGUUUAGUCUUUUGCCAUUCUCCAAAGAAAGAAUAUUAUAAGAAAUUCUUAUUUGAACCUUUCCCUGUAGAAUCAAUCUUAUCAGAAAACAUAACUAAUCACAUUUGUGGUGAAAUUUAUGCUGAAAGAAUUACUUCUUUACCAGCUUGUAUUGACUGGAGCACUUGGACAUUUAUGUAUAGAAGAUUAUCUUAAAAUCCUUACUUCUAUGGACUCAGAGAAGUUUCAGGACCUGCCAUUAAUGAUUUCUUGUGUGAUCUAUUUGAAAAAGCUAUUGAAUAUUUAAUAGAAUAUAAGUGUGUUAAAGAAUUAGAAUAGCACAAUUUAGCUCUUUUAAGUUUAGGUUCUAUUGCAGGAUAUUACUAUAUUGAUGUAUAAACAAUAUAAAUGUUUAAUGAGAGAAUAAAGCCAGACUAAUCAACAAAGCAUUUGAUUAACAUCAUCUGCUCUGCAAAUGAAUUCUUGGAUAUCCCUGUUCGUCACUAAGAAGAAAACCUAUUAAAGUAAUUGAAUCAAUAAAUUAUGUAUCCUGUAGAUAGUAGCAUUGAAGUUUUCAAUGAUCCAAAUGUGAAAGCAUAUAUUUUACUUUAAGCUUAUUUCUCACGCUUGAACCUUUCUGCAGAUUUCUCUUAUGACUAAAAGCUAGUUUUAGACAAGGCAGUUAACUUAACACACGGAUUAAUUGAAGUUAUAAACUCAAAUGGCUUACCAAAAGAGGCUAUAAAAGCAAUGAGAUUCUCUCAUAUGAUAGUGCAAGCAGUCUGGACUGAUAGCUCUCCACUUUUAUAACUUCCUCACUUUAACGAGAAAAUAGUUAAAGCUCUAGCAGAUCUUGAUGUCAAAUCAAUUAAUGAUCUUCUUAAUAAUGAUGAAGCUAGAGAUUAAGUUUUCGAAUAGUUUAAAUUCUCUGAAUCAGAAAUCGAAGAAAUUGCUAAUGCAGCAAACAGAUAUCCUGAUAUUAACUUUACAUAUAGCAUUUAGAAUGUAAAUAGCAUUUAUGAAGGAGAUGAUAAGGUUAAUAUGAAAAUAUCAAUCACAAGAGAAGGUGAAGAUUAUACUGAUUUUGUUGUUGCACCUUACUAUCCCAAGUAAAAAGAAGAAUUGUGGUGGGUAAUGGUUGCAGAUACCAAUAAAAAUAUACUUCGUUGCAUAAAAAAGCUUGGUUUUAAGUAAAAGGCAGAUGUUGACUUCUAAUUUGAUGUACCUGAAGCUGGUUCUCAUGAACUAAGAAUAAUUUUAAUGUGUGAUUCUUAUCUUGGCUGUGAUACAGGAAAACAAUUCACUUUGAAUGUAAAACGUAGAGGUGCUAAUGGAAGUAUGGAAGACGAGUGA
Molecule: messenger RNA, 6651 nt
Organism: Tetrahymena thermophila SB210
Lineage: Eukaryota; Ciliophora; Oligohymenophorea; Hymenostomatida; Tetrahymenidae
Product: small nuclear ribonucleoprotein helicase
Exons: 21
Cellular component (GO): nucleus
Molecular function (GO): ATP binding; ATP hydrolysis activity; nucleic acid binding
Source: RefSeq, a predicted model, not a curated record